Messenger RNA from Bacillus rossius redtenbacheri, 6377 nucleotides. RefSeq lists its product as uncharacterized. The transcript has 7 exons. The record is from RefSeq and is a predicted model, not a curated record. NCBI's taxonomy places the organism in Eukaryota, Metazoa, Arthropoda, Insecta, Phasmatodea, Bacillidae. Gene Ontology annotation, molecular function: protein binding. The coding region runs from base 257 to 4732 and encodes 1491 amino acids.
AGUCUUCGAGCGGACGUCGAAGUGAUAGGAGGUUAUUUUCUUCGUCCUCCCUACAUCCCCCCCUUCCCUAACCUAUUCUUCGUGCGGGUCAUCGGGGUGGGGAGAGUAGGAAAUGCGAGUGGCGGGGAUAGGCGCGCAGGAACGCGAGGACGGUGCUUCGUCGCCGGCGUGAAGGCAGCCUGGUGCAGCGACAAUGUCGGCCGGCAGGUGCGCGCGGUAGUGGUCACCACCCCCUCCUUGCAGUCCUCGGCGCGCCAUGGACGCGGGGGCGGCGGGCUGCUACUCGGCGGGCAGCGUGGCGGGGGCGGUGCUGGGGACGGCUCUGGCCUGCGCCUGCCUCGCGGCGGCGGCCUACGCCUUCUGGAGGUUCUACUGGCGGCCGCGCAGAGCCAGACACCUGGUGCUGGUGACCGACCCCGAGAACGGCAAGGACGACUAUGCUUUCGACAACCCUUGCUUCAGAGAGGGCACUCCUGUGGGAAGGACACUUCCUGGAGAGAAGGAUGUCGGCAAACUGGACCAGAAGACUCGCUGGUCGGCGUGGAGUCCGCUGGGGGUCAUCGUCGCGCGCGGCGACAAGAGGAAGGCGCUGGACGACUCCUUCCUCGCGGAGCCACAAGUGAAUGUUGUGGCACUGCGCAGUCACGACUUCACAGGGCUCGGCUUCAACAUAUGCGGCAACAUGCGGGAUGGCAUAUACAUCAAGGAUGUCCUGCAUCGCGGGCCAGCAUCUGAAUCUGGACGCAUCACGCCUGGGGACAGGAUCGACAGUGUGCGCAUCAGUUUUCGCCACAUGGUGUUUGAAGACGCUCUCACAAUCCUGAGCUACGCGUCGCCGUACGAGGUGCAGUUGGAAGUUGAAAAUGCUACCUCGUCACGCCCGAGCACGCUCAUCCGGACAAAGAGGAUGUCGGGUUCCAACGCAGCAUUCGGCGACAGAAUCUGCCAUCCUUUCUACAGGAGCCAGUCCAUUGCUGAUUUGGCUCAGAUUGGCAAAGACAGUCUGAAGAGAAUGCAACAAAUGGAGGGCAUCACAAAGUCACCACGAACAAUCAAACCCGAAGGCCUCGAUGAUUUAGGUGCAGGAGAUUAUCCAACCCUGAAGCUUUCAUCAUCCCCGGGCACUGUCGAGGCUCGGCGAGAGAAUGCCGGCCUCGAGAAAGCUGCAGUGCCUCAGCAAGGCAUGGAGCCCGCUGUGGUGAAACCUGAGAGGACGAAGAGGAGCUCGCAAGCAUCACCAGAAGCACACAGUCCUGAAGAUGGUGGCACGCUCAGCAAGUUCCAGAAGUUUGGAGUCAGAGUUCUGCCCGAUCCAAAUGCAGGCAACACCAUGAGACCGAGUGACAGUGCUGAAACACCCAAGAUGAGGUCAACGGAAAGUCCCAGGAAGAAUGGGGUGGCAGAACCUGAGAAGCAUCAGAAUGAGCAGAACUCCAUGAUAGAAAAAAGUAGCGAAGAAGUUUCUCCAGCACCACGGAAACAGCAAAACAGACCAAAAGGUAACAUCCACCCAAGCAUGGACAUUGAUGUCGUGGAUGGCCGGAGACCAAUCGCAGAAACAUUUUACGAUGAAAGAGGGAUUGAUGUCGGUCCAGUUGAGUUGCAGAAGAAGACAUCAACUGGUCAUUUUAGGGUUCCGAAAGUCGACAGUGGAGCUAGCGGUAAAUAUUCUGAUCCCGAGGGUCAUUCUGAGAUGGGUAAUGAGGGAGCUAAAGAAUCAAAUGUGAAACAGCUCAUCACAAAAGGCUUCCAGAACCUGAAAGAAAAGUUUCACUCCAUUGAUAGAAAGAAAAGUGGAAGCACUUCUGAGACAACAGAUGAUGAGUCUUAUGCUCAAAAUGAGAAAGAUUUAUCUUCCCUUCACCAGAAACAUCUCACAAGUGACAGUAGAGCUGCAGAAAUCGCAAAGAACAGCAAAGAUACAUUGAAUAAAGAAAUGAGCAAUAAAACUGAAAGCAUGAAGUAUUCAAGCAAUAUUCCAACAAACCUUCCUGAAGAAGUUCGUAGAGCAGCCAUAGCAGCGGUCAAUAAUCGUAGGUCUUCCGGGGCAGUGGUUUCUCAGGAGGAAAACAAACCCAAUACAUUGCACAGUCACGAAAGAAGUCACAUCACCUCACAGGACAGCAUUAGUGGGGACAGUUCAAGCGAGGAAGACAGAAGGACAUCUGCACCAAAUUACGACACGGACAGCAGUGAAAGGUUGCCAAAAAAGUCACCCAAGAGAAAGGCACCAUUACCGCCUCCAGAGGGUGAAGAGGACGUGGAAUGCUCACUUGUAGAGUCUGGAAACAACAGUCCUAAAGCUGUAAACUACACCCACACACAUCCACAGCAAAUCAAAACAGAAAUAAUAAGCAUCAAGGGAAACAGUAACCCAAAACCUGCACAGACAGCAGAUAAAAUUCUUACAUCAUUUGGUAACAUUGGAGUACAGAUAAAUAACACCGAAGCUGCAAGCAAUAUAACGGAGAGAAAUCAAUCACCCCAAGUUAGUAAAAAUGUACAUAGCAAUAGUGAGAAAGAGCACGAAGAGACCACAGAUGUUUCCAAUGAAGUAGAUAUGACAAAUCAGGACUUAAUUAAUGCCAACAUGAGUGAUGUAAACACAGAGUCUGACUCCGAUGUUGAAAAAAAAUCUCAAGAAUUCUAUGAAGCUAAGAGGAGUAGGAAAAACAAAGGUGGGACAAAAAUAGAACUAAAUUCGUCACACAUCACAAUACAUCAUAACCCAUCUGACAUGGCUGUGGAUAUGGAAAAUGAGAGCACUCGCAAAGCAGCCUCACUUGGAGACCUGUCACGGUUGGACUCCGAGCAGCCAAUGAGCAUAUUAGAAAGAGCAGUGUCCUUGGAUCUGGCUGAUGGGGGAACACCUCAUGGUACAAAGAAACGGAAAGCUCCCUUGCCGCCACCGGGCGAAGACUACUUAGUGUCCGCACAAGACAGUGAUGAAGGCUCAUCAUGUAAAAAAGAACCCAGGUUGGACGGAGCAAUGGACACGUUCCAAAGACGCCGCCUGAAAAAGUCAUCAGAUUGGGGAACUUUAGAAGAUGCAUUGCAGCAAAAUAACCAAAAUUUUUCAGACCAAAAGAGUUUUCUCCUGAAUACAAAUACAACUGAAGUCACACAAGGUAAGACAGGUGUUGAUAAACCAAACAGUACUUCAACCGAAUUUGACACAGGUGUCCAGGGAAAAAUCUCAGUAGAAACAAUAUCUUCUAGACAUGAUCGUCCUAAUAUUCACACAUCAUCAAUAAUCGAAUCUUUUAUAAUGGCAGAGAAAAAACACUCGGAUGCUUUAAAAUUCAUACCUAUUGACUCUCCAUCAAGAAUAAACAUAGAAAGUAGUGCUUUGAAAAGAAGUGAUCCAAAGAAUGAUAGCGAAGAUGGUGAGGGCUCGAUUGAGGCUCGCGAACACCAGCGUAAGAUGGUACUGCAUGUGAAUCCUGAUGCUCACGUAACAACCCAGGUCACUAUUUUACCAGCGACAACCUCGACCUACGAACGGUAUGGAAAUGCCACUGGUGAAGGUGAUCGUACGUCCACGAUGCUCAGCUCAGUUUCUUCAUCUGAAAACCUGCCUUCAAGGAUUGUCAGCUCCACGCCACUUCACAACAUUGCAUCGGAAGUUGUGAGCUCAACACCUAGAAACCAGCACUUCCAUUCUGAGAGGACUACAUUACAGUCUCCUCUCAUAUCAUCUAGCAACGUGGGUAUAAGCAACAUACACGUCACCUCAACACAAGAUUCAUCCGACCUAGAUACGGACCCCAAUAUGCUGGUCACGUCUGCAACGGAUCCAUUCGUCACAGCCAUGACCACGGCGGAUUCUACUACGUACAGCGACAAUUUUGAGGAUGAUUCAACGUGGGAGCAACCACCCGAGCUGCCUACUUCCCCGAUACCUGCAUCGACGUCGUCGUCAUACAUAGCAUCACCAUCCAUGACCUACAUUACGGAAAUACAAGUCGUAACAUCGACGGACAAUACUCGCGACAUUCCUCUCGAUAGAAAAGCACCCAGCAACACAAAAACUGUUUCUCAAGAAGCAAGCAGCGUUCUGGGUGGUGCUCAUGACCAGGCAGACUCAAAUUUAACUUCUGAUUCGAUUGGCAGCAAAGGGGACCAGAAGGAAGUGGAAGCUAUUGUGUCGGGACGUGAACCACAUACAGACAACGAAACAAAACAAACAGGGCAAGCCUUGGCGGCACAGAAAAGCAACGUGACCGUCACCGCUAUACGGAACACGGCCGGCUCGAUGGGCAACGUCGAACGAUCCCGAAUACCCACUAGGAUUCAUCAACCAGACAAUGUUAAGAGUUUAAACCACGUUGAAGAGAACAAGGUAAAGCCGGCACGACCUCCGGUUCCACCCAGAAAGUCGGAGGCUUCUUCCUCUCUCAUCACAGUUCAAGGACCUGUCAGUAACCAUGCUGCCAACACGUCCAGCUCAGGAAAGUUCAUCAGCUUCUCAUCGCUGACACCUCGAUCAUAUCCCCAAGACAGUGUGCCAGGGCGAAACAGCAGUUUCGAAAAGUGGGUGUUUCUCGACGACUCCAACACCAGCAACGUCACAAAGCUGAAUGGACUGGAGAGUGUGUCAAACGACGACGUUAAAAACACUCAGCAACAUUCCACAGUUGUUACAUUCCCAACAUCUACCCCCAACAGGACACAAACAAUAACGCACAUUGUACUGGACACAAAAUCUGGUAAUAACACAGGCAAAAUGUAAAUUCCAUCCCUUUCCCAUGUAUUAAUAAGUCUUGUUACCUGAAGCUAAAAGUGUACAUAGAAAAUAUUUUUAGUGGGUGAUAGUUAGAUAGAUAACAUUUCCUUCACUUGAAAAUUAUUAAUCAAGUAAUAAUUGUUCACUAUUUAUGUACAUUGCAGUAUUCUUAGUACUUAAUCUAUUAGUACUUAAUUAUAAUUUUGGAAAUUUUACAUUCCACGAUUGCAAAGAAAUUGGUGGUGACAUGACAGUCGCUUUACAGUAGGUUCUCAUAUUCUGAAGACAAACCAGGCCUGAUAAAGGUUUUAAUCCUAGCAUGGGCAGUGUGAGUUUAUACUUACUUCUAAAAACAAAGCAGUAUCAACAUUGUUAUUAUUUGAUCCAACACCAUGCAUAUUUACAAGAAACAUGGUUGUAUUGUUUACAUAGCUCUGACAAUAAAUAUGUAGAAAAUAAAUUAUAAGAAAAUCUUAACGUUUGAAGCAGGUGCUAAAGAUAUCUUUAAAAUAGUACGUCAAUAUUAUAUUUACAUGAAAACACUUUAAAAUUUAAUUUUUAUAGGAGAUAGUUUAGCUAUUGUGUACUCUUUUCAUAAGAUGAUAAAUACAAGACAUCAAACUGUGUGAUAAUAAAAUAAUGAAAUAUCUAUUAUGAAUGUUUUAUAUUAGUUAACUAAAUAAACAUUUUAUUUGUAACAGUGUGUUAUAUUACAGUUGGUGAUGCUUAGAACAAUAUAUGUACACAGUAGUUAAAAACAUGAAUGAGUUAGCUAUAUGUGUACUUGGGAGGAGAAAUCCGUUCCUUUUAAAGUGUGAUAAAGAAAGAUUAAAUGUAACAAAUAAAUUUUUAUGUGAUAAAAAGUACCAUAUAUUUUAUAUGAAAACGUGAAUAUAUUUGUGUGUGUGAUAACAUUGGUUAUUCAUCUUACUAUUGAGACAUUGAUUGUCCUCAGUAGCUUGUCAACCACUGAGUCAUGUUGAGACAAAUGCUGUUCUUUUAAAAUAUGUUGGGAUGAAGUGAACUGAAGUGAUUUUUUUAGCUUUGACACUUUAGACAACGAACAGCUUUGAAAAACAUCAGCACCCCAGCGAGAUAGUGCCUUGACCUAAACCAAUGAGUUUUUGUGUACUGCAAGAUGCAGAUAACUAGUGUAGACAUUAAGUCACUUCGUCACAUUCGGUGGACUACCACAAGCCAGAAGAUAACCAACCCGUUAGUGCUGCAUGUAAUUGGGUUGUUCAGUUAAUGAAAUCACUGUUUUGUGUGCCAAUACAUUUUUUGUAUGAUAUUCGUAAUUGUACAUCCUGCAACAAAAAUAUCCCUUUAUAGUAGAAACUACUUUAACUGCACAUGCAUACAAUGGUGCAACAAAAAUUUAAAGGAAAAAAAAUAAAUAUUUGUUAAUCAAUUUUAACAUUUUUAAUUUCUAUAUGUACAGUAAAAGUAAUUACAUGCUAAAAGAUGUGGUUGAGGGUAAUAUUGUUACACUUGUGCAUAUCUUUGAUGUAUGUGGAUGUAUAUAUUUCUUGUUAUUCUGUUUUGUUGGUACUUCAAUUUUUAACUUUCGCCAAUACAAUAUUUUUUUUUUUUUACUCUGUUUAUAUUAACAUGUAAAUAUGAGUGUAAAAUACAGUAUUAGUAUUUUUAA